Xyrichtys novacula (pearly razorfish) is the source of this 3381-nucleotide messenger RNA. NCBI's taxonomy places the organism in Eukaryota, Metazoa, Chordata, Actinopteri, Labriformes, Labridae. The record is from the annotation of a GenBank genome assembly.
GUAUUUAUGUCUAUGCUAUUAAGCGGUCCUUUGGGCGUCCCCGUUGCAUAGAAACGAAAACUGUAGGGCACAUAUGGACCAUCUACCAACUUUUAGAGCACGGACGUAAACGAAGGCAGGGAAGUUUUUGACAUGAACUAUAGAUAGAAACAAAUUAUCCACAAAAGACUUCGUGUGACAUAAAAGAUAAGUAGCAUCGGUCAAUGAACGCCAUCAAUGGUUAUUUAGUUUAGCGGUGCUAGCCGGCUGUUAGCUAGCAGUUGUUAUCCUCUCUCAGUUACUCAGGGAUCGCUGCUGAUAUAACAGUUAAGCCCUCAUAAAAGACUCUUUUAGGAUCUUUUAAGACAUUUUCAGCUGUCCCCUAUUUUCACCUUAGCUAAUGUGCGGACCAACCAACUAACCAGCGCUAAUACUCACUCUAGCCAUAAGCUACUGAGAGCUUUGCGUCUUGAAAUCUACUCAUUUUUAAAAAUCAGACUGAUAAUCUUUUAUUUAUAAAUAAUUCGCAACAAAGUGAAAAUGGCUGGUGAUGUUGACAGCAUCCCAGAGUUGGACCAAAAGAAGUACGACGCAGACGAACAAGUGAAGAUUAUCUGCCUUGGAGACAGUGCUGUGGGGAAAUCCAAGUGAGUGGUUCUUCCUAAAAGCCGAUCUAGGCUCAUGGUAAAACUGUGGAUCUAUAAAAAGCAGAUGUUAACUUACUCUCUUCUUCUGUCUCUCUUUUUUUCUCUCUCAUAGACUAAUGGAAAGGUUUCUCAUGGAUGAAUAGUAUCCUUCAGAAAUUCAAAUGAAACGUAUCGCUGUUAUUUAUUUGUAAAUCAUAUCAGGACUAAAAUAGUGUCAACUUAUUUAAGGGCUGUGUCUCUGUGUUUCUUGUAUGACAAUUAAAUAGUCUUAAAAAGUAGACACUGGUAAUCAGACCCACAUACUCUGGUUAUGCCCAAAACUGAAGGUAUUCUGGAAGGAAGUGUUUGAAACACUUAAUACAAUAUUUGGUGGAAAUAUUACAAUGGACCCAAUGGUGGCUCUACAAGGCAUUGAAGGAAGAGCCAAAAAAUAUCUCUUACAGAUACAACAGCAAUUUAAUGCAUUACAAUGAGAUGGUUAAAGCCUGACCCCCAACACAAAAAAGAAAAAAUAGCCACACAUCUGUAACAUUUUACCUGUUUCAAAUGUAAUUUCCACAUGAAAACUAAUCAGAAAUCUGUAGCCAUACUGAUUAAAUUUCUAAAAAGCAAAUGUGUGCAUUGUUUGCACAUACAUGGUUUUUAAGUUAAGGCUAACAAAGCAGAGAGUUUUCCCUCAAAGUUUAUAAUCCUUCACAUUCUCUGCAGUCGUCCACAGCAGCUGUCAACCUAUGCGUUGACUCUGUACAAACAUACUGCCUCUGUUGGAAACAAGACAGUGUUGGUGGGUAUGUAUCAUGUACGAUUACUUUUACGUUUCUCUCAAAGCUCACAGAAAAUAAUUUUACCCAGUCCCUGCUUAACCUUAAAGCGAUAUGGAUGGUUCUUGUGUCUGACUAACAGAUUUCUGGGACACUGCUGGUCAGGAGAGAUUUCAGAGCAUGCAUCCCUCAUACUACCACAAAGCCCAUGCAUGCAUUAUGGUAAGACACACACACUCCAUGCCUUUCACAGGACAUACUCAGAGUUUAACUAAAAUUAUUUGGUCUUGCUGUGUGUUAAUUUCACUAAAGGGUAGCAGAAUGGACAACUGAGUUGUUCCACUGUCAUGAAAGUGAUCUUUUCUUCUUUCUUUAAGGUUUUUGAUGUUCAACGGAAGAUCACAUAUAAGAACCUGGCCACCUGGUAUAAAGAGCUAAGAGAGUUCAGACCAGAGAUCCCAUGUUGUGUGGUCGCCAACAAGAUUGACGGUGAGUCUUAAUGAGUUUUUAGUUAUUUUAAUUUAUUUAAAUACGGUUUUUACAGCAUUUUUCGGUAAUUUACUGUUUGACAGACAAAAUUGCCUCCUAAAUUCAUUAUGUUAAGAUGUUUUUUGUGUCUGCAGCUGAUUUGAAAGUAACGCAGAGAAGCUUUAAUUUUGGGAAGAAGCAAGGCCUUCCCUUAUAUUAUGUAUCAGCAGCUGAUGGGACCAAUGUAGUGAAGGUUUGUAGUCUUUUUUUUUUUUAAACUUCUAACUUCAGAGAUCUAUUUUUCAAAUUCUGCACCUGUUUCAGAAAUAAUUAAGUCGACUUGAACUCCAGUGUGUCAUUACUCAGGAUUGUAAUUGUCUAAACAGAUGUUCAGGGACAUGAUAAAGAGGGCAGUGGAGUACAAGCAAAACCCCAGCGACUUCAUGGAUGAAGUGAUGCAAGAGUUAGAGGUAUCAUCUCUGAAAAUAACUCAGUGGUAUCAGCACAGGGCUCAUCUUUUAAGCUCAUGCAUUCUAAAAAAAAAAAAAAAAAAAAAAACAGGCAUUCAUCAUUUUUUGUCCCAGCUGACUAAAAAAACCUUGUAUGUAUAAAUUUUUUGCUUCUUUUUGCAGAACUUUGACUUGGAGAAAAAAGAAGAAAACUCAGAGCCAGAUGAAGACGGAUUGAAAGCAGAGAGUCCAGAGCUUGACUGAAAUGUUUACAGAUCCUUCAACAAAUAUGUCACCUCAUGGAUCAUUUGCUGUCCUCAAGGCCUGAUGCUGUGAAAAUUAUUAGUCAAAUGUACACAAUCUCUGAUCCCCUGUGAUCGUGUCUUUAUGAGUCUUACCACUGGAGGUCAGCAAACAAUUGUGUCAGGUCUAAAGUCACUGCCCUCCAUCACUCCAGUGGAAUUAGCAGGGACAUAAACCUGGUAAAAUAAAAAGAAACUUUGUGAUUUCCAAAGUUUAUUUGUAUCUUACUUAUAACUUUAUACAAAAAUAAUAGUAGAAAUCAUAUACGACAGAAUACGUGUACAUCGAGCUUUAUGUAAUAAGAAUGUGAAUUCCUGAAAAGCAGCAAAAAAAGUGAUUCAAACCAUCUGUGUUGCUGUUCGUCAUGCUUGGUAAACUUCCAUCUGUUGAAGUUUUUUUUAAUUGAAAGGGUUAAAGUUAGUUCCUCUUAUCUGUCUUACUUGGUGUGAUCCUGCAGUAGGCAUGGAAACAAAGUGAGGUAUUUUUUAUGAUUUAGCUGCCAGUGAGUAUCAGUGGAUAUCAGCUCUCUUGAACUCUUGUGAAACACUUAGCCAGUCAUGUACUUCAUGAUGGAGUACCAGCAAUGUUGGCUUGUGAACUGUAAACCAACUCUCAAGCCCAAAUUAUUUCUAUAUCAUCUUUAUGUUGUAAAGAACCAUAAUGUAUUUACUGUAUUUACUUUGAUGUAUAUUUUCUAUUUAUAUUCCACUGUUUUAUGUGGUAUGUACUCACAAUAAAUCACACUGGAACAUUGUUUUAAAGUGAUCAAAUCCA